GGCUGCGCUGUCCCCGCUAGGACCUCAUUCUUCUUGCCCGCCUUAGCUUCUUCUUCAUUGGAUCUUCGAAUCUCUCUCUCUCGCUCUCUCUCUCUCUGUGAUUCGAUUCAUUGAAAUCGAAUCUCGAUUAAUCGACCCGCUUCGUAUCGAUUCUCUUUUCCUUUUUUGAUAAUGGCUUCGAGUUUUGAUCGGUGGGAGAAGGAUCCUUUCUUCUCUGCCGCCGAGGAAGUUCAAGAAUCAGCCGACAGGAUGGAAUCUACGUAUAGAACAUGGAUUCACGCGGAGAAAGACGAUUCUAGCCUGUGGGACUCCGAAGAACUCCGCCGUGAUCUUCACACUGCCCUUGGCACUACCAAAUGGCAGUUAGAAGAGUUUGAACGGGCUGUGCAGACUAGUUACGUGAAGAGCUCAAGUGACGAUACAAGAGGCAGGCACCAUGAAUUUGUUAUCGCCAUUGAAGACCAGAUUUCAAAAAUCGAGAACUCGUUGCAGGUAUCCACUCUUUCAGAGGGCAAGGCAUCAUUGCCUUGGAUGCGCUUAGACGAAGGAGAAUGCAAUGAACUGGCAUCGUUUCUUUUGGGAUCGUCAACAUCUGAAGACAAAACUCCUGGGAAGUGUAAUCGAAAGGAUAUUGAGAAUCCACAAGUGACAGAUAAAGGUUCAAGGCCUGAUUGUUCAGAGAACUCCCGUCAUUCUGCCGAGUGCAUGGAGGCUAGGGAGGGUAAGUCACAUGGGCACAGGAGGACCGCUAGUGCUAGUGCUGACAUUGGUGCUUGGAAGAUUUUCAUUCCUGACGAUGGACACCAGCAGAAUUAUUCAAAAGAGCAGACUGGGUUGCCUGUACGUAAGAUACCCAGUUUGUCAGUAUUCCCAAGUUCCAUGGAAUCUGCAUCCAAGUUGAAGUGGUCAAAGAAUGGUUUUAGGAAGUGGAAGGCAAUGGAUCGCCAACAAGAAGCUGAUGCUGCAUUUUUGCAAUCUCCUCAGUUGUCUAAGGGCAUUAAUGUAUGCUAUGAAAGAAGUAAGAGUUGCCUCGAUGGUUGCAAUGAUUCUUAUGAUAAGCAACUUUAUGGAUGGUAUGGAGCUAUUCAGAGACAGCUUCAAAGGUCUCAGUACCAGAUGCAGUAUAGCCGACCGGUUCAAGUGACUUUUUGGAUUGCUCUUCUCCUAUGCUUGCUUUUUUUAAUGUCAUGUGUGGUGUAGAAGGAUCUACUUGUGUUCUUCAUCUGGCAUUUUGUUGUUGGAGAGGCAGUAUUCAGAUCAGAUGAUCUCAGGGAAUGGCAAUGCACGAUGUUUAGGCUGUUGCUGGAUUUGUUGAAUCAUGGGUCGUUAUUCUUUCACACACAAUUUUAUGUCUUAAACUUGCCAGUCCUGGUGAUUACUUCAGAGGGAACGAUCCAAGCACUUUAUAGAAAGCCCAUCUCUCCCUCUGUUUUUUGCAUUUUUUUUCUUCCCAAUUUUGAUUUAUUUGAUGAAGGACAAACUCGGUUUGUAUGUCAUAAGAGGCAAGGAGAGAUGUCAAAGAAAGUUUGCGUAGGAGGGUUGUAACUAGUAAUUCAAAACAUGUUUACCUAUCAGCUUGAAGUUGUAAAAAAUACACAAAUAUUUUAGCGGAGUUGCAUUUCUGUCAA
Carya illinoinensis is the source of this 1628-nucleotide messenger RNA. RefSeq lists its product as uncharacterized. Bases 172 to 1200 code for a protein of 342 amino acids. Gene Ontology annotation, cellular component: membrane. The record is from RefSeq and is a predicted model, not a curated record. NCBI's taxonomy places the organism in Eukaryota, Viridiplantae, Streptophyta, Magnoliopsida, Fagales, Juglandaceae. Gene Ontology annotation, biological process: Golgi vesicle transport. The transcript is spliced from 5 exons.